UGGGUGCCCUGCUUAAUGGCAUCUUGGUGCAGUUCCCCCUGAAAGUGGAGACUUCCAUGAAAUGGUGUGCCAGGCCUGCAUGAAACGUUGCCAUUUCCUAUGGGCUUAUGCAUCACAAUUAGCAGUUCCUCCUUUGACCAAAACGAGCUCCCUUGAAGAUGAAGGGGUUGUCCUGAAGGUAGAGGAAAGUGAAGAGCAGAAGAAAGAAAUAAAAAAAGAAAGUGGAGUGGAACACCACGACACAAAGGAGGAAAAGCAAUCGGAACAAUUUAACGAACCAUCCACUAGCUCUGGUUCGGCCUGUCCUGAGGUAGUUACUAAGAGCGAGGAGCCAGUCUGCAAGCUGAAAGAGCUCCAAAGCAAGCCAUUUGUAAAAAAAGAUACUGCCACCUUUUGGCCAUCGAACUGGAGGAGCAAAUUGUGCACUUGUGAAGACUGUUUGAAAAUGUAUUCAGAGCUUGAAGUCCAGUUCCUGACAGAUGAAUGUGACACUGUCUUGGCUUAUGAAAAUAAAGGUACCAGUGACCAAGAGACAGAGAGGAGAGAUCCUUUAAUGGACACCCUUAACAGUAUGAACAGAGUCCAGCAAGUGGAACUCAUCUGUGAAUACAAUGAUUUAAAGACAGAACUGACUGACUAUCUCAGGAGGUUUGCAGAUGAGGGAACGGUGGUUAAAAGAGAAGACAUUCAGCACUUCUUUGAAGAAUUUCAGUCUCGGAAAAGGCGACGGACUAACCGGAUGCAGUACUACUGUAGUUAGACUGAGAGGGUUUGGGUCUGAAAGGACACGUGGCAAAACAAUGUUCACUGGCAAACAGAAAAGGCAUCUUCAGUUUUUGGCUUCUCAUCAAAAUCCAGCUGUCCAACAAACAUCAUCAUUUUGUCUUAUACGUCCUUCAUUUGUAGCACCUAAAACAUGUUCUUAACAAAUCCUUACAUUGCACUUAGAGGGAUUUCAGUACCGAUGGACUCGGCAUUCCCGGGAAAGCCGGCCUUGUCUCCAGGGGAGGAGGGCGGGUACCGGAGCAGCGCGUCCUGCUGCUUCCCGUUCGCCGCUCCCCUGGGUACUGCCGGGGCCCGGAGCCGUGCCUGUGCUAAACCCGCCCUGCCCUGCCCUUCCCUCGGCGGCUUUCCUGCUUGAAUGGCUCUGCCUCCUCCCUUGGGGCUGCAGCGAUUCCGGUGUGGGCCCCAGCACCAAGGAGCUGCCUGCUCCUGCCGGGCUGUGGCUGAACCUGCGCUGCUGCCUGCCUGCUCCCGCUGGGGAAACGCUCCCCGGGCUGCUCACGAAUGGGAAAGCAGAGCUUAGGCUUGAUGCUACAGAGUGUUCUGUCUGGUUUUAUACAUUAAAAAAACCUUAUUUCUAGUAUUGGAUGAGGGAUGAUUUCUGUGGUAAAAAAAGUUCCGGAUGAUCUUAAUUUGUUCAUCAGAACAUAAACAAGAGCUAGGAAGAGGUACUAAAUUACAGACUAAGCAUCAGGGGUUUGUUAUAUGCUUUGAUUUUAAAAACUAGCCUACAGCAAAUUCUUCUACUUUAUAAAUGUUGCUGAAAACACUGCAGCAUCCUGGUAUUUUGCUACAGUAUGGAAUGUUCUUUUUAUAACCACUGUGAUAAUCAUGGGACAGGAGAUGUUUCACUGACUUUUAAGACUACACAUAGCUGCAAUUAAAAAUUAAGAUUUUGUAAGUUUGGAGCCUAAUGUAGUUAGACACCCAAAACAUACAUUAAAUUUCUAGUUUCUGAGAAUUUCUAUAUCCUGGGGUACUAUUCUGCUUCCAUGUUAAUGGUUUUUGAAAAGCAAAGUAGACUUAUCAUGCUCACUAUUAACUGUUUCUGACCAUUUUAUUUACAAACAGUAGUUUAGCAUAGAUACUCAGCUGAGCAGUUUCAUAGAACAUAGACGAUGCUGAGUUGGAAGGGACCCACAAGGAUCACCAAGUCCAACUCCCUGCCCUGCACAGGACCAUCCCCAUGAGUCACACCACGUGCCCAGGAGCAUUGUCCAAGCACUUCUUGAACUCUGUCAGGCUGGUGCUGUGACCACUGCCCUGGGGAGCCUGUUCAGUGCCCAGCCACCCUCUGGGUGAAGAACCUUUUCCUGAUAUCCAACCUAAACUGCUCCUGACACAACUUCAGGCCAUUCCCUCAGUCCUGCCUGUCACUGGGCACCACAGAGAGGAGAUCAGUGUCUGUCCCUCCUCUUCCCCUCACAGGAGGAUGUAACUGCAGUGGGGUCUCCCUCAGUCUCCCCCAGGCUGAGCAGACCAAGUGACCAAAGUUGCUCCUCACACGGCUUCCCCUCCAGGCCCUUCACCAUCCUUGUGGCCUCCUUUGGACACUCUCUGACAGCUUUGUAUCUGUUUUAUAUUGUGGUGCCCAGAACUGCCCGCAGCACUUGGGGCACCAGUCCCAGUGCAGAGCAGAGCAGGACAAUUCCCUCCCUCGCCUGCCUGGUGAUGCUGGGCCUGAAGCACCCCAGGACAUGGGUGGCCCUCCUGACUGCCAGGGCACUGCUGACUCAUGCUCAAUGUGUCAUCGACCCUCAGGGCCCUUUCCUAUUUGCUUUUAAAUUUAACUCUGGGUAUUGUACAUGCUCUUUUUUUGGUAGCAACUGUUACAGGAGCUGUAACUGCACAUCUGACUACAGUAUAAAAAGAUUAAAAGAA
Messenger RNA from Onychostruthus taczanowskii (white-rumped snowfinch), 2664 nucleotides. RefSeq names its product ubiquitin protein ligase E3 component n-recognin 7 (gene UBR7). The coding region runs from base 62 to 760 and encodes 232 amino acids. The record is from RefSeq and is a predicted model, not a curated record. Gene Ontology annotation, molecular function: ubiquitin protein ligase activity; zinc ion binding. The transcript is spliced from 7 exons. Gene Ontology annotation, cellular component: cytoplasm. NCBI's taxonomy places the organism in Eukaryota, Metazoa, Chordata, Aves, Passeriformes, Passeridae.